Varanus komodoensis (Komodo dragon) is the source of this 2940-nucleotide messenger RNA. RefSeq names its product nucleolar protein with MIF4G domain 1 (gene NOM1). Lineage: Eukaryota; Metazoa; Chordata; Lepidosauria; Squamata; Varanidae. The transcript is spliced from 11 exons. The record is from RefSeq and is a predicted model, not a curated record. Gene Ontology annotation, molecular function: protein binding; RNA binding. Gene Ontology annotation, cellular component: nucleolus. Gene Ontology annotation, biological process: ribosomal small subunit biogenesis. Bases 53 to 2656 code for a protein of 867 amino acids.
UGGCGGCGCCCGUGAGGAGAGGGCCCUGAGGCGCGUGGAGCAGGUAGUCGCUAUGAAGCAGGCGCUCUCCUCCUCCGCGCCUGGGAAUGGCCGGGUCCAGACGAGGAGGCGAGGGCGGCGGCAACAGCCCCAGAAAGCGAGGAACUUACAGAAACUGGGGCUGGCGGUGCGAGAAUUUGUGGAAGCGGCGGCGGGAGCCGAAGGCGGCGGUGGCGGCUUGUUGGCCCUUUCUCGAGCCCCGCAGCAGCUCCAGGCGGCGCUGAGCAGCCGGAGGAACCGCCGGGAGCUGAGACGGGAGAAGCGGAAGCUGAAGCGGGGCCGGCGGCGACGGCUACUGAACGGCAAGGAAGCGGCGGAGGCGAUAGCGGAGGUGAAAACCCCUCGGCCUUCCCGGCCGGCUUUGGCAGUUUCGGCCGGAAAGAAGACUAAGAAGCCGCAGACGCAGGCCCCGGAGCGAGGGAAGCGUCUCCCCGCGGCUGAAAGCCGAAAACCGCGAGGCGAAGGCCCGGCACCCUCCGCCGCAGCGCUCGCGCGCAAGAAAGCCCUGCUCGCAGCCAACGAGGCGGAGGAGCGGGAGAUCCGGCGGCUGGAAAGGCAGCUGGGGCUCAGGAAGCGUCGGAAGAAGCAGCGACAGCAGGAAGGGCCGGGGGAGGACGCGGCUCUGCCCCAAAGCUUCGCCAGGGACGGGCUGGGAUACGUGUUGGGAGCUUUGGAGUCGGGGACUGGUUUCUCCGCCCUGUACGAGAGCAGCGAGGAAGAAGGAGAGGAGGAAAGGGGGGGAGGAGGAAAGGGGCCUGAGGAAGAAGAGGGGUCGAGCCUGGAGGAUGAGGGAGACCUGAUGGGCGACGGCGACGAAGAUUUGGUUAUGGAGGAAGAGGUGGAUAUGGAAGAGGACCUUGAGGAAGAGGAUUUGGCUAUGGAAGAAGAGGGGAGGAGCUCAGAAGACUCGAGCGUGGAAGGAGAUAGUGCAAGUAAAGAGGAAGAAGACACAACCCCUGGGUUUCAGAGCGCGGUGGCUGGAGCCAAGGAAUGCACACUUUCCAGGGAUGAGAAGGAGAAUCUUUGCCAGCGCGCUACAAAAUAUAUUCCCCCUCAGAUGCAAAGAUCUGAAGAGACUCUAGAUACCCAAAAGAGGGAAGAAUUGGAAAGGCUAAAGAAAACAUUGAAAGGUCUAAUUAACAGGCUGAGUGAACCAAAUUUAGCCUCUAUAAGUGGGCAGUUGGAGGAACUAUACAUGGCAAAUAGCAGGAAAGAUAUGAAUGAAACAUUAACAAAUAGUAUCAUCAGUGCUUGCGUUGCUGCAUCAGUAAUGCCUUCUAAACUGGUGAUGGAGCAUGUUCUUCUGGUUAGCAUUCUUCAUCGGAGAGUGGGAAUUGAGGUUGGCGCUCACUUUUUGGAAACUGUGGUGAGGAAAUUUGAUGAAGUCUACAAAACUGAGGCUGAAGGGAAAGAAUGUGAGAAUUUGCUUACCUUAAUUGCUCAUUUGUAUAACUUUUAUGUAGUUCAUUCAUUGCUUAUCUUUGACAUCUUGAGGAGGCUUGUAAGCAGUUUUUCUGAAAAGGAUAUUGAGCUAAUUCUGCUGCUGCUGAAAAAUGUGGGCUUUUCCUUGAGGAAAGAUGAUGCUCUGGCACUGAAAGAACUGAUCACUGAGGCCCAGAAAAAAGCAAACGCAGUAGGGAAGGACUUCCAGGACCAGUCAAGGGUUCGCUUUAUGUUGGAAACGAUGCUGGCUCUAAAAAAUAAUGACAUGAGGAAAAUCCCUGGUUAUGAUCCUGAGCCUGUUGAGAAGUUACGAAAACUACUAAGAACACUGAUUCACAGUAGCAGUUCUGGGAAAGAAGCUCAACUUCGUGUUUCAUGGGAAUCGCUCCUAAAUGCUGAUCAGGUCGGCCGUUGGUGGAUUGUUGGAUCAUCUUGGAGUGGUGCUCCAAUGAUUGACAGCACCGGCAGCACCAGUCAACAAACGCUACCAAUGGGAAAGGUGAGUUCUAAAAUUCUGGAGCUUGCUCGUAAGCAGAGAAUGAAUACAGACAUCAGGAAAAAUAUAUUUUGUAUCUUGAUGACUAGUGAAGAUUUUUUGGAUGCAUUUGAAAAACUUUUAAAACUUAGGCUUAAAGAUCAGCAGGAAAGAGAAGUUGUCCAUGUCCUCAUAGAUUGUUGCCUACAAGAGAAGACCUAUAAUCCCUACUAUGCACAUUUGGCUGCCAAGUUCUGUGAAUAUGAAAGACGAUUCCAGAUGACAUUCCAAUUUAGUAUGUGGGACAAAAUCAGAGAUCUGGAACAUUUAUCCUCUGCAGCUUUCUCCAACCUAAUCAAUCUCUUGGUUCAUCUGUUAAAAACUAAAUCUCUUUCCCUUACUGUUUUCAAGAUAAUUGAAUUCAGUGAAUUAGACAAGCCAAAAGUCCACUUCUUACGACAAGUGUUAUCUGUACUGCUCCUAAAAACAGAUCCGGAAGACCUCAACCACAUCUUUGGAAAAUUGGCCAACAACCCCAAGCUAGCAAUGCUUCAUGAAGGUUUGAAGCUUUUCCUUACCCACUUCAUGCUGAAGAAUAUUCAAGUUAACAAAAGUGUUGAAGAAGCCACUUUACUGAAAGAGAGAGUGGAACAAAUAACUAAGACUUUGAAAGCAAAAGAAUCAAGCUUAAAGCUAUAGCGUCAAGUUAUCAGAUCACCUGUGUGGAAAAUGGGACAAUUGAAAGCUAACAGUGUUGAAUGUGGCAGUUUUUAAUAAAUUGGAAACUUCAUGUUCUCAACUACCUGGACUUGAGUUAGCUUUGAUACUCAAACCACCUCUACUCGUUUUUAAAAGGUGUACAUAUAUAAAUGGUAAUUUUUUACCUAGUAAUUUUUUGCCUUCUGUUAAAAUAUAAGACAAAUUACCAGUGAAACCUGAAUAUACAAUGUAAUUCUUAAAAAUAAAGUUUUAUUACAUUUGUA